AUGUGGCUUUCAAAGUUCCAGUUCCCCUCGAGGAUUAUAGCUAAGGGUAUCUUUUUGAGCCAUAAGUCACCCUUACUAGUGCGACUGACAUCAACCACAACUAACUCACUGAGUAAUGGGAGUAUCCCAACACAAUACUCAGAGCUCUCUCCACUACUCAUUAAGCAAGCGGAAAAGUAUGAAGCUGAACUGAAAGAUCUUGACAAGGAUCUUUCUAGGGGUAUUCAUUUUGACGUGAAUAAGCAGAAACAUCAUGCUAAAUUAUCAGCGCUGACUGAUACAUUUACUGAGUAUAAGGAAAAACUAAAUGAAUUAAAAGGCUUACAAGAAAUGAUUGUAUCCGAUCCAUCAUUAAGGGCAGAGGCUGAACAAGAAUAUACAGAACUGGUUCCGGAGUAUGAAACGACCUCCUCAAGAUUGGUAAACAAACUUCUUCCGCCGCACCCUUUUGCAGAUAAGCCUAGCUUAUUAGAGCUUCGACCGGGGGUAGGUGGUAUUGAAGCAAUGAUUUUUGCUCAGGAUCUGUUGGACAUGUAUAUUGGCUAUGCUAACUAUAGGAAAUGGAAAUAUCGAAUCAUAUCGAAAAAUGAAAACGAAAGCGGUUCAGGUAUUAUCGAUGCUAUUCUAAGCAUUGAAGAAGCCGGAUCUUACGAUCGUUUACGGUUUGAAGCAGGCGUCCACAGGGUGCAGAGAAUUCCUAGUACAGAAACGAAAGGAAGAACACACACAUCCACUGCGGCCGUGGUUGUGUUACCUCAAAUGGGUGACGAAUCUGCGAAAUCUAUUGAUGCUUACGAAGGAACAUUUAAACCUGGUGAAAUUAGAAUUGACAUCAUGCGUGCAAGCGGUAAAGGUGGUCAGCAUGUCAAUACGACAGACUCUGCUGUCAGAUUAACCCAUAUACCCUCCGGAAUCGUUGUUUCCAUGCAAGACGAAAGAUCACAACAUAAAAAUAAAGCUAAGGCAUUUACAAUUUUAAGAGCAAGGCUUGCAGAGAAGGAAAGGUUGGAAAAGGAGGAAAAAGAAAGAAAAGCAAGAAAAAGUCAGGUUUCUAGCACAAAUAGGUCCGAUAAAAUUAGAACAUACAACUUUCCACAGAACAGAAUUACUGAUCAUAGAUGCGGGUUUACGUUAUUGGACCUGCCAGGUGUGUUGUCCGGCGAAAGAUUGGAUGAAGUUAUUGAGGCUAUGUCCAAAUAUGAUAGCACCGAAAGGGCGAAAGAAUUAUUGGAGAGUAACUAA
Saccharomyces paradoxus is the source of this 1242-nucleotide messenger RNA. It is a transcript of the gene MRF1, whose product is annotated as Mrf1p. NCBI's taxonomy places the organism in Eukaryota, Fungi, Ascomycota, Saccharomycetes, Saccharomycetales, Saccharomycetaceae. Gene Ontology annotation, biological process: translational termination. The transcript has a single exon. Bases 1 to 1242 code for a protein of 413 amino acids. The record is from RefSeq and is a predicted model, not a curated record. Gene Ontology annotation, molecular function: translation release factor activity.